UGCUCUCCCUGCCUCACUCUGCAAUCAAAUCCAACAAAGAAGCGAAGCCAAUUCUCUAAAUAUUUGAUACUGCUAACGCUCUCGGUUUGAAAUCCAAGCAUUUCUCUCUGCAAUCAGUUUCGUUUCAAGUCGUUUUGUUUUUGAUACAAAGCUGAGAUAUUUGUUAGGUAGUGAAAACUCUUAAGAAAUGGAUCCGGGAAAAUUUACCCAUAAGACGAAUGAGGCUCUUGCUUCGGCUCAUGAGCUGGCAAUCAGUGCUGGCCAUGCCCAGAUAACACCUCUGCAUCUUGCUGUUGCUCUGAUUUCGGACCCUGGUGCAAUCUUUAGCCAGGCAAUCUCCAAUGCUGGUGGUGAAUCUGCCUCGCAGGCAGCACAAAGAGUAUUCAAUAAUGCCAUGAAAAAGCUUCCAUCUCAGUCUCCUCCUCCUGAUGAAGUUCCACCAAGUACUAGUCUUAUUAAAGUGAUAAGGCGUGCCCAAGCAUCACAAAAGGCACAAGGUGACUCCCAUUUAGCAGUUGAUCAGCUCAUCUUAGGUCUCCUUGAGGAUUCCCAAAUUGGGGACUUGUUAAAAGAAUCGGGAAUAGCUGCUGCAAAAGUAAAAUCUGAGGUUCAGAAACUUCGGGGAAAAGAAGGGAGAAAGGUGGAGAGUGCUUCUGGAGAUAGUACAUUUCAAGCCUUGAAGACUUAUGGGAGAGAUCUUGUGGAACAAGCUGGAAAGCUUGACCCUGUCAUUGGAAGAGAUGAAGAGAUAAGGAGAGUUGUUAGGAUUUUAUCACGGAGAACCAAGAAUAAUCCAGUUCUUAUUGGCGAGCCUGGAGUUGGUAAAACUGCUGUUGUUGAAGGUUUGGCUCAAAGGAUCGUGAGAGGAGACGUGCCAAAUAACCUUGCUGAUGUGAGGCUUAUUGCAUUGGAUAUGGGUGCUUUAGUUGCUGGUGCAAAAUAUAGAGGAGAAUUUGAGGAGCGAUUGAAGGCUGUAUUGAAGGAAGUGGAAGAGGCUGAAGGGAAAGUGAUACUAUUUAUUGAUGAAAUACAUCUUGUUCUUGGAGCUGGUCGAACAGAGGGGUCUAUGGAUGCUGCUAACCUUUUCAAGCCCAUGCUUGCUAGAGGGCAGCUCAGGUGCAUUGGUGCAACAACACUAGAAGAAUACAGGAAGUAUGUGGAGAAAGAUGCUGCAUUUGAGAGAAGGUUCCAGCAAGUUUACGUUGCAGAACCUAGUGUUAACGACACAAUCAACAUUCUUCGAGGUUUGAAAGAGAAGUAUGAGGGUCACCAUGGUGUUCGAAUUCUAGAUCGAGCUCUCGUAGUUGCUGCACAGUUGUCAAGUCGAUACAUUACUGGCCGUCAUCUGCCUGAUAAGGCAAUUGAUUUAGUUGAUGAAGCCUGUGCAAAUGUAAGAGUCCAACUUGACAGUCAACCUGAAGAAAUUGAUAAUCUGGAAAGGAAGAAAAUCCAACUUGAAGUGGAACUCCAUGCGCUUGAGAAGGAGAAGGACAAAGUUAGCAAAGCUCGACUUGCUGAGGUGGUAAAAGAACUUGAUGACUUGAGAGACAAGCUUCAACCUCUGAUGAUGAAAUACAAAAAAGAGAAGGAGAGGAUAGAUGAAAUCAGGCGUCUCAAGCAGAAGAAAGAGGAGAUACAGUUUGCAAUACAAGAGGCAGAAAGAAGAUAUGAUUUAGCUAGAGUUGCUGAUUUGCGAUAUGGGGCAUUGGAGGAAGUUGAUGCUGGCAUAGCUCGGCUUGAAGGAAGCACAGAUGAGAACUUGAUGCUGACAGAGACAGUUAAACCAGAACAUAUCGCUGAAGUUGUGAGCCGAUGGACUGGCAUUCCUGUUACAAGGCUUGGUCAAAAUGAGAAAGAGAGGCUAAUUGGGCUUGCAGAGAGGUUGCAUCAAAGAGUGGUGGGGCAAGACCAGGCAGUUGAUGCUGUUGCAGAGGCUGUGCUUAGAUCAAGGGCUGGCUUGGGAAGGCCACAGCAACCAACUGGUUCAUUCCUUUUCUUGGGUCCAACUGGUGUUGGUAAAACUGAGCUUGCUAAGGCCUUAGCUGAACAACUUUUUGACGAUGAGAAUCAGUUGGUGAGAAUUGACAUGUCCGAGUAUAUGGAGCAACACUCUGUCGCUCGACUAAUUGGUGCUCCUCCUGGGUAUGUGGGACAUGAGGAAGGUGGGCAGCUUACGGAGGCUGUGAGACGAAGACCUUACAGUGUUGUCCUGUUUGAUGAAGUGGAAAAAGCUCACCUUUCUGUGUUUAAUACUCUCCUACAAGUUCUGGAUGAUGGACGGCUGACUGAUGGCCAAGGUCGCACUGUAGACUUUAGGAACACAGUAAUUAUAAUGACUUCCAACCUCGGAGCAGAGCAUCUGCUAUCGGGAUUGAUGGGCAAAUGUUCAAUGCAAGUCGCUCGAGAUCGUGUUAUGCAAGAGGUGAGGAGGCAUUUCAGGCCAGAGUUGCUAAAUCGGCUUGAUGAGAUUGUGGUGUUUGACCCACUUUCUCAUGACCAAUUGAUAAAAGUUGCCAGGUUACAAAUGAAGGAUGUAGCAGUCCGUCUUGCUGAGAGGGGAAUUGCAUUGGCAGUGACUGAUGCUGCAUUAGAUUACAUAUUAGCAGAGAGUUAUGAUCCUGUAUAUGGUGCUCGACCAAUCAGAAGAUGGCUUGAGAAGAAGGUGGUUACAGAGCUGUCAAGAAUGCUCGUAAGAGAGGAGAUUGAUGAAAAUUCAACCGUCUACAUAGAUGCAGGGUCAAAAGGAAAUGACUUGGUUUAUACAGUGGAAAAGAAUGGAGGACUGGUUAAUGCAGCCACAGGACAGAAGGCAGAGGUGUUGAUUCAGAUACCUAGUGUCCCAAGGAAUGAUGCAGCACAGGCAGUAAAGAAGAUGAAGAUUGAAGAAAUCAUCGACGAUGAUGAAGAGAUGAUGGAGUAAAUGACAAUCGGGGAUCGUACAAAAAAUAAGUUGUUUUUUUGCUGUAUUAUCUUCGUCUAGAGACGUUAGUAAGGUAGGGGGAAGAUUCCCUCUGCUGUUUAAUAGCAAGUGUUAAUUACUGGUGGAUCUGUGUUCUGAUUUUGAACCCUGAAUGUAAAUGUGAACGUAUUUGAACAUAUUUUUUCCAAUUUUUUCUUUUUCAA
Messenger RNA from Manihot esculenta (cassava), 3123 nucleotides. RefSeq names its product chaperone protein ClpB1. Gene Ontology annotation, molecular function: ATP binding; ATP hydrolysis activity. Bases 188 to 2920 code for a protein of 910 amino acids. The transcript has 7 exons. Gene Ontology annotation, biological process: cellular response to heat. Gene Ontology annotation, cellular component: cytoplasm. Lineage: Eukaryota; Viridiplantae; Streptophyta; Magnoliopsida; Malpighiales; Euphorbiaceae. The record is from RefSeq and is a predicted model, not a curated record.